AGCCGAAGAUGUCGGCUCGGUCAUGUGAUCAGCUGUGUCCAAUCACAGCUGAUCACAUGGGACAUGUGCACUGAUCAUCAGGGCACUGAUGAUCAGUGUGCCCUGAUGAUCAGUGCGGCCCCAGAAGUGCCACCUGUCAGUGCCUAUCAAUGCCACCUCAAUGCCUACUAGUGCACAUCAAUGCCACAUAUCAGUGCCCAUCUGAUCAUCAGUGUCACCUAUCAGUGCCAGUCAGUGCCACCUAUCAGUGCCAGUCAGUGCCACCUAUCAGUGUGCAUCAGUGCCACCUAUCAAUGCCCAUCAGUGUCGCCUAACAGUGCUGCAUCAGUGA
Molecule: messenger RNA, 331 nt
Organism: Staurois parvus
Lineage: Eukaryota; Metazoa; Chordata; Amphibia; Anura; Ranidae
Source: the annotation of a GenBank genome assembly